AGAACAAAGUGUCCUGUAGUCGUACUUUGACUUCUGAAAGAAACAGGUGUGGCGACAGAUCUAUUGGAAACGAUCCGUCAAAACUUCAAGACCAGAACAUUACUCAAUUUAAUUGUUUUCACCGAAGAACAGUAGGAUGUUGUUCGAAGCGGAGUCGGGUCAGUCACUCAAGGUGCUGGCUGCUAUAGGCGCUGUCACGGUGACGUUUCAGCUUUUGAAAUUGUCUUGGGGUGUCUGGUGCGGUUUCCGUAGUUAUGUCUUGUCAGCCUACUGGAAAACCGAUCUAAAAGUUUAUGGACAAUGGGCAGUGGUAACCGGAGCAACCUCGGGGAUAGGGAAGGCCUACGCCAUCGAGCUUGCCAGAAGGGGUCUGGACCUGGUUCUGAUCAGCAGGUCGGAAAAGAAGCUAUCUCUCAGUGCAGUGUUAAUGUAUUGUACUGUCUUGUUACAGAUCUUCAUUACCUAUUUCUCCAGGGGUCUGAAUGCAGAAUACAGGUCUCGUGGUAUUACAGUGCAGUGUGUUGCCCCCUUCAUGGUCUCCACCAACAUGACCCACAACAUGCCGCCCAGCAUGCUGGUGAAGGACGCGGGCGAUUUUGCACGGGAGGCGCUCAGCACAGUGGGGCACAGCACCUUCACCAGCGGCUGCCUGUCUCACGCCCUGCAGCACAUCGCUCUGUCCAUCUUCUUCCCUGGAUGGUACCGGCUGUCCAGCCUGUGCAUGAGACUGACGGAGAGCUACGCCAGCAGCACGCGGCAGUCGAUCGAGGAGAUGAUGGUUCAAGCAGCUAAGAAAGAGGAGUGAUGGAGGGAGUGCAGGAGGCCGGCUGGAGCCUUGGGUUAUUAGUGCUGCACACGCCCAGUCUGGGAGCCUCAACUGUGUUUCUUACGCUUCGGCCCUCUUCCUCGAACCCUGUGACUGCACACAGGGGAGAGUGACUCCUGCUAAGCCCCGCCCACCCUGCUGCCCCUCAAGCCAAUCACAGGCUGAAACACAUCACAGGUUCCUCCACCCUUUCCCAGAGGAUCAGCGCGGAUUGGAGGACAGUGGUGUCCCUCACCAACUGCCCUGUGUGCCUGCACAUGUCCAGGUGGGGGCGCCGCACCACUUAGAGCUCUUACUGUCUAUCCCAGUCUAUCGUCUCUGGUGCUCAGGCAGGGUUGCCACUGCUUGGGGAAUCCCAGUCACACGAGUUGUUUCCCCCGGGGGGGGGGUGUCUGAACUUUGAUCUGAUGUAUGGUGUGGUGGUGGUGGUGAUGGAAAUAAGGAUGUAAGCUCUUCCAGCUGGGAUAAGAAACGACACCACUAGACUGGUAAGUAUAGGGAAGAGCAGACAGCUGGAUGGAAUGACUCAGCGCUGGGCUGGUGGGAGGAGUGAACAGCAGAAGAGAGCAGGGGAGGAAGACCAACAAGACGGAAGACACCAGGGGGGAGAGUAAUGUUUGACAUCACAUGAACACUCAUCACUAUCAGAUCUGUAGCCGCUCUAAAGCCACUUGUUUUAGCUAAUCCGCAUUUUCAUCAGAAGAGGAGUCAUGAACAAAAAAAAAAAUCAGUUUUUCUUUAAUUUGUUUUGGACAUUUUACACUGCUAGAUGACAAAAAAAACAAUUCCUUUAUUCUUAAAAUCUGUGUGUCUAAAUCAUUAUCGGUUGAUGGUGAAUCUUUUAAAAAUCCUUGAAGACAUUUUUUUGUCUUGCAUUUGUUUUCCUCAUGUACAAACAGUGGAAGCUGGUAUUAUCACUAUGUUGUGUGCCAUUAAAAAAACUGUUUCAGUAA
Messenger RNA from Lepisosteus oculatus (spotted gar), 1779 nucleotides. Lineage: Eukaryota; Metazoa; Chordata; Actinopteri; Semionotiformes; Lepisosteidae. The record is from RefSeq and is a predicted model, not a curated record.